CUUCUUUUCUAAUAGUAGACAUAGGUGGUGGUACUGUAGAUCUAACAAUUAGAAAAUUGUUACCAGAUAAUAAAUUAGGUGAAAUAACCGAACAAACUGGUGAUUGUUGUGGUGGAAGUUUUGUUGAUAAAGAGUUUAUCAAUUUUCUUGCUCGAAAAGUUGGUAAAUCUGUCAUGUAUUUACUUCAAGAAUAUAAUUAUGGUAUAUUACAAUACAUGGUUCAAGAAUUUGGCCGAUCUGCUAAAAUACCAUUUACUGGUGAUGCUAAAGACUUUAAAACAUUCGAAUUGGAUCUUGAGGAAUUAUGUCCAGUUUUAAAAAAUUAU
This is a messenger RNA of Racocetra fulgida, 326 nucleotides long. The record is from the annotation of a GenBank genome assembly. NCBI's taxonomy places the organism in Eukaryota, Fungi, Glomeromycota, Glomeromycetes, Diversisporales, Gigasporaceae.